AUGAGUGAGUCGAAGGAAAAGACGAAGUGUGAAGAGGAGCAUAUAGAGGCUGAGAGCCAAGAAAAGGAGGAAAGAAGGAAGUUAAAGGGAAAUGGCCAAGUGUUGUUGGCUAAUUACAAGGAGAUAAGAGAGGAAAUUGAGUCCGGAAGUUCUUUAAUCCUUAUUACUCAUAGGGAUCAUGCGCUACAAACUAACCAAUCUCAUUCUUGUCUGCCCAAUUCUAUUUCCUUUAUUUUGCAGGAAUAUCAGGAUGUCUUCCCAAAGGAGCUUCCAAGAGGAUUGCCCACUCUUCGGGGAAUUGAGCACCAAAUUGAUUUCGUGCCGGGAUCACAAUUGCCAAACAAGCCGGCCUAUCGAAGCAAUCCAGAGGACACCAAGGAGCUACAAAGGAAAGUUGAGGAACUCUUCAACAAAGGUUAUGUGAAGGAAAGCACGAGUCCAUGCGCCGUGCCGAUUCUAUUGGUUCCAAAGAAAGAUGGGACAUGGCGCAUGUGUGUUGACUGUCGAGCCAUCAACAAGAUUAUGGUAAAGUAUCGUCAUCCUAUUCCUAGGUUAGAUGAUAUGCUUGAUGAAUUGAAUGGCUCUUGUGUGUUUUCAAAGAUUGAUCUUAGGAGCGGUUAUCAUCAAAUCCGGAUGAACCUCGGUGAUGAAUGGGCUUUGGGUAAUUGGCAACAUUACUUGUGGCCCAAGGAAUUUGUCAUUAGGAUUGAUCAUGAGUACCUAAAGCAUAUUCGGGCCCAAGGAAAGUUGAACAAGAGGCACGCCAAAUGGAUUGAAUUCCUUGAAACUUUCCCUUAUGCAUUGUAUCCCAAAGAUCCCGGUUUGCUCAAAUCUUCAAAGAUUGUGAGGAAUGGGAGAGGGAAAGAUGGGGGUAAGCUAGCUGAAGCUAUGAAAAAGCUUCAUGAAACGGUGUGGCUGCGCUUGGAAAAGAAGAACCAAGAAGUAGCAAAAAGGGUUAACGAAGGAUGCAAACGGAUUGUGUUUGAACCAGGUGAUUAG
Messenger RNA from Solanum stenotomum, 999 nucleotides. RefSeq lists its product as uncharacterized. The record is from RefSeq and is a predicted model, not a curated record. NCBI's taxonomy places the organism in Eukaryota, Viridiplantae, Streptophyta, Magnoliopsida, Solanales, Solanaceae. The transcript has 4 exons. Bases 1 to 999 code for a protein of 332 amino acids.